Drosophila arizonae is the source of this 750-nucleotide messenger RNA. RefSeq lists its product as uncharacterized. NCBI's taxonomy places the organism in Eukaryota, Metazoa, Arthropoda, Insecta, Diptera, Drosophilidae. The record is from RefSeq and is a predicted model, not a curated record.
GAAAAGCAGAGAGCUCCCCAAUCUACAUUCAGUAUUAAGUUACACUGCUGACAAGAUGCAAAACUCAGUUCUAUUCCUCGCCUUAUUGGUCUGCCUUGCGCCUUUUGGCGCGAUAUCUGCGGAGAAUUUGACAAUUUACCUGGAGGACUAUAUAAUUCAGAACCAGAGACAAAAUGAUGCUAGACUGGCUCAGAUUGAGAAUGAAUUGGACACAGUUCGAUCCAUCUUCGCCAGCGGACUGCGCGCAAUCAGCAUCCAGGGCGAUCAGAUGGAGCUCAAGCUGGAGGAGGUGAAAGCGCGUCUAGAUCCAAUCGAGUUAAUCGACUCGUGGCACAAGCAAUGCGUGCAAAACUACAGCGGAACCAUUCCCUCAAUAACCAGCAAAUUAGUACUCCAGAUCUCUACAGUCAACACGUAUACCAUAAGCAAUCAGAAGAGCUUCAACACGUACAUGCAGCAGGCAAAGUGUGCAGCGGACAUACGCAUCAACCAGGCCUGGGAGUGUGCCUUUACCUCGAUCUAUAACACAGUAUCUGCAGUGAGCACGGCUGUGCGUCUCAUCGAUGAUUGCAUUUUUAAUCAAUUGGCCUGUGCCUCAGUGACCUGCACUACCGGCUGCAGCAAUCACAUGGUCAUCAGCUUGAAGGAAAACGACUUCAAUAACGAGACCAUCAAGAAUCCCUUCAUCGGCUUGAAUAGUAAACUUGGUUGCAUCGAGAUGAAGUUCAAGAAUUAAGCAUAUGCAAUAUG